Messenger RNA from Neoarthrinium moseri, 2043 nucleotides. RefSeq lists its product as uncharacterized. The coding region runs from base 1 to 2043 and encodes 680 amino acids. The record is from RefSeq and is a predicted model, not a curated record. Gene Ontology annotation, cellular component: mitochondrion; glycerol-3-phosphate dehydrogenase (FAD) complex. The transcript has 2 exons. NCBI's taxonomy places the organism in Eukaryota, Fungi, Ascomycota, Sordariomycetes, Amphisphaeriales, Apiosporaceae. Gene Ontology annotation, molecular function: glycerol-3-phosphate dehydrogenase (quinone) activity. Gene Ontology annotation, biological process: glycerol-3-phosphate metabolic process.
AUGUCCAGAUUCUCACGAGCCGCUGGCCUGGCCCGGCGCAUUGCCCUGCCCACCACCGCCGUCGCCGUGGGUGGUGGCGCUCUUCUAUACUACUCGUACAAACCCCGAAACAUACCCGGCUACGAGGGGCCCGUCGUCCCCCCGCCCAUCUUUGGCGCCGAUGGCACAUUCAAGCUGCCCAAGUUCCCCAAGGUCAAGUCGCGCGAGGAGCAGAUCGCUGCCCUCAAGAAGAGCGUCGACCCGAGCGAGGAAUAUGACAUUUUGGUCAUUGGUGCCGGCGCGACCGGCGCCGGUGUGGCGUUGGACGCCGCGACCAGAGGCCUGAAGGUCGCCAUCGUCGAGCGGGAUGACUUCAGCAGCGGCACCAGCAGCAAGAGCACCAAGCUGGUACACGGUGGUGUGAGGUAUCUCGAGAAGGCCGUCUGGAACCUGGACUACUCGCAGUACCAGCUGGUGAGGGAAGCCCUGAAGGAGCGCAAGUACUUCUUGCAGACCGCGCCGCACCUGAGCAUGUGGCUGCCCAUCAUGCUGCCAUUGGACAAGUGGUGGAAAGCCCCUUACUAUUGGGCCGGCACCAAGUUCUACGACUUGCUCGCUGGCAGUGAGGGCAUUGAGAGCUCUUAUUUCUUGACCAAGAGCAAGGCCAUCGAUGCCUUCCCCAUGCUCAAGCGGACAGACCUCGUCGGAGCUCUGGUCUACUACGAUGGUGCUCACAAUGACUCGAGAAUGAACGUCUCCCUCGCCAUGACCUCUGCUCUCUAUGGCGCCAACAUCGUCAACCACGCCGAAGUUACCAGCCUGCUCAAGGACGACAGGGGCAAGGUCUGCGGUGCCACCGUCCAGGACCGCAUCCCCGGCCUGAACGGCCAGAGCACCCAGGACUUCAAGGUCAAGGCCAAGUGUGUCAUCAACUGCACCGGUCCUUUCUCGGACUCGAUUCGGAAGAUGGACGACCAAGAGUGCAAGGAGAUCGUCGCUCCUGCUUCGGGUGUGCACGUCAUCCUGCCGGGAUACUACAGCCCAGCCAAGAUGGGACUGCUCGACCCGUCGACUUCCGAUGGACGUGUCAUUUUCUUCCUGCCGUGGCAGGGCAACACCAUUGCAGGAACAACGGACUCGCCUGCAAAGGUCACCAACAACCCUCUACCUGACGAGGAGUCGAUUCAGUGGAUCUUGAAGGAGGUCAGCCACUAUCUGUCUCCCGACAUCAACGUCCGCCGCGGUGAUGUGUUGGCCGCCUGGUCGGGUCUGCGUCCCUUGGUCAAGGAUCCCAAGGCAAAGAACACAGAGUCUCUGGUGCGAAACCACCUGAUCGACGUCUCCGAGUCGGGCUUGAUCACCUGUGCCGGUGGCAAGUGGACUACCUACCGCCAAAUGGCCGAGGAGUGUGUCGAUGAGGCCAUCAAGGAGUUCAAGCUGCAGACUAAGCCGUUCAUCAACGCCCCCCGCGUAAGCGGUACCGAGGAAGUCGAUGACGGUGCCAUCCUGGAUGGAUCGUGCCAGACGCACAACGUUCGACUGAUCGGCGCCCACGGUUUCAGCAAGACCUUGUUCAUCCACAUCAUCCAGCACUUUGGGAUCGAGACGGAUGUUGCGAAGCACCUGACGGAGAGCUACGGAGAUCGGGCCUGGACAGUAGCUUCCAUGUGCAAGCCCACGGACAAGCGAUUCCCCGCCCGCGGCGAGCGCAUCGCGGCUCUGUAUCCCUUUGUCGACGGAGAGAUCCGCUACGCCGUGAAACACGAGUACGCCCAGACUGCUGUGGACGUCAUCGCUCGGAGAACGAGAUUGUCUUUCUUGAAUGCUCAGGCGGCUCUGGAGUCCCUGCCCAAGAUCAUUGAUAUCAUGGCCGAGGAGUUGAAGUGGGACAGCCGCCGCCAAGAGAGAGAGUGGAAGGACACUGUCACCUUCCUGCAGUCCAUGGGCCUGCCUGAGCCGAUGCUCUCGACGACGAGAAAGCAGGUCGAGAGCAGGAAGCUGGACUUCUCCAGCUCGCUCGAAUACAAGAUGUACUCGAGGCACGACAAGCCCAUCGAGGAGUAA